Messenger RNA from Galendromus occidentalis (western predatory mite), 1749 nucleotides. Its product is annotated as mitochondrial carrier homolog 2. The record is from RefSeq and is a predicted model, not a curated record. The coding region runs from base 438 to 1421 and encodes 327 amino acids. The transcript has 8 exons. NCBI's taxonomy places the organism in Eukaryota, Metazoa, Arthropoda, Arachnida, Mesostigmata, Phytoseiidae.
CCCUUGGCAAUAUUCGUCUGCGUCCACUCGCGACCGAGAUCGAAUUUAACUUGGGGAGACUUCAGUAGAUUGCGUUCCAUAACGUUCCUUGACGCUCUCGAGGAACGCAUGCUCAAGGUGGUCCGCUGACUACUCUUCUGAGGUUUCCGUGCGCUCGACCCAUCCAGCCCCUUCGAGCAGCUCUAUCCCGUAUGUCGACUGCGUAAAAUCGAUGUCCUUGCACUGAAAAUCCUCCGAGAGCGAUACUCGGAGCUCCUCCGACAGAGGUCCUCGGCUACAGAUAAGGCCGGUCAGGAGCGACCGGAGACUUGAGCAAGGCCGUCCACAUCCAGACCCUCUGACGAAGGCCCGGAGUGCCCGCGCGGUCCGCAACUUCAUCGCUUUGAUAUCGUUCCUGCAGCUCUCGCGAACGCGGGGACCGAUCGCAUUCAGAGGGAAUGACUGAAGAUCUCCACAUGCAUCCCAGAAGACGCGUUGUAGAGAACGACGACAAGGCCGAACCAUGGCUGUCGGUGGUCGGGAAGAGUGCAAUGACGGUCGUCAUGCAUCCAUUCGAUUACGCGAAGACUUUAAUGCAAAUCGGCUUCGAGCCGCUCCCUCCAGUGCCCGCGCACACCAUCUUCAGGAGGCCAGUGCUCAAGCUCCCUGGAGUAUUCGCGUACAUGGGUCAUCUCCGAGGAGUCGAUGGCUUCUUUGGGCUCUAUCGCGGAUUAGGAGCGAGCCUCACCGGUCGAAUAGUUUACGACUCGUGUUUCGUUUUCGUAACGAUGAGACUGCCGCCCGUGGCGUCUUUCGACGAAGACCAACAACUCCUGGUCGGAGAUUGUCCCCUGACUUCGGACGGUCAGAAGAUUGUCAAUUUCAUCAAACGCACCGCUCAGGAGUCGGUCGCCUAUGCCGCAGCGAUCACCGUCGCACAGCCUUUCCGAGUCAUCACCAUUCGGAUGAUGGCCGAAUUUGUCGGCCGAGAAACGAAAUAUAAUUCCGUAUUGGGCUCCUUCGUAGAGAUAUACAGGGAGGAAGGACUAUCGGGCUUAUGGAGCGGUCUAGUGCCCAGGAUCUACGGCGAAAUCUUGCGGAUCUGGCUCGCUGCCACGACGGCCUUCUUCAUCAAUACGUACAUCGUUGAGGAUCCAACGGUGCGGAGCUAUAUCGCCACCAUGUCAAGCUUCCUUGCCAGCUCGUUGACAUAUCCGUUCGCGCUAGUCAGCACCGUGGUGUCCGUGAGUGGUGCGCCAAUCGUUGCGGGACGUCCACCUCACGUCGCUAUCUAUUCCAACUGGACCCAGUGCUACACUCAUCUCAAGAAGAACGACCAGCUCAAGCGUGGGUCGUCUCUGUUCUGGAGAUACUACAACCCGGUCGAGGUCAGCAGAGGUAUCGCUUACAAGAAACCAGUGGAUUUCGUGAACCUGGAUUGAACGGGCUUGUAUCCAGGAACUCAGCUUCCCUUGUCUCCACGGAGCAGAGUGUUGCGUCAGAAUAGCCAUGAAACCAAUCAAAACAGUCACGUUCUUUCUCUGUGUUGUCCAAUACUGAUAACUCUGGAUGCCUGGGUAGGAUGGGGCGAAUGCGAUUCGAGGAGAGCUUUAAUUAAGAAAUGAUUCCGAGAUUUUGCGGUCGAUUCGAGGGGAUGAAGGAGCUUUGAGCAUGGAAUGCGAAAUGAUCAAAUCCUUCAUUCUCGAGCAUCCAUUUCUUCUGCAAUAACGCAGUCACACUAUUAGAGAGCUUGAAAUAAACUUCGGUCGU